GCCCCUUCUCCUUCAAGCAAUGUCUUCAAUGUUACUUUUCAGGAUAUCAUUUUGAACCAAGUCCAAAACGCAGUUAUCGUGGAUCAACAUUAUUGUCCCAAUCAUAAAUGUCGACAUGAGGGAGAGUCUCAAGUUCAAAUUUCGAAUGUCAAGUUCAUAAACAUUGUUGGUACCUCUGAUGAUGAAGUGUCUGUAAUUAUGACAUGCAGUAAAGACAAGCCUUGUAGAGAUAUGAAGUUGACAAGCUUGAAUAUAAGAACAAAUGAUAGUCAACUAACAAAAGCAAAUUGUACUUCUUUUA
Molecule: messenger RNA, 301 nt
Organism: Cuscuta epithymum
Lineage: Eukaryota; Viridiplantae; Streptophyta; Magnoliopsida; Solanales; Convolvulaceae
Source: the annotation of a GenBank genome assembly